Messenger RNA from Scheffersomyces coipomensis, 1218 nucleotides. RefSeq lists its product as uncharacterized. The coding region runs from base 1 to 1218 and encodes 405 amino acids. NCBI's taxonomy places the organism in Eukaryota, Fungi, Ascomycota, Pichiomycetes, Serinales, Debaryomycetaceae. The record is from RefSeq and is a predicted model, not a curated record. The transcript has a single exon.
AUGAAAUAUUGUUCUAGUGAUCUUGAGGAAACCGACUUACUAAGAGGAGGAGAUAGUGAUAGUGACGACGAACAUAAUAUAUAUGAUUAUAAACGUCAUAUAUUAUUCAAAGUUUAUACCUGUUUACAAGAUAAAAUCAGAGAUCAAGUGGUUAGAUAUCAUGGGAUUGAAGAGAAUUCCCAAAAUGUGGUGUUUUAUCAUGAUUUAGAACCACAAUAUUUCCGAGAAAAUAAACUUAUGAUGCAUCUGGAUGUUUAUUUCAAUAAUUUUAAAUAUUUCCGAGAUCAUCAUACGGUGAUAUUAUCGUUUGAAUUAGGUAUAGACGAUAAUGGUGAAGGAAUGAAAGAAUUAUUGAAAAGAUUUAUAGUGAUUAAUGAUUUAGAACCUGAGAUAAAAAUCAUUCUUCAUAUUAAAAAAUGUUUCCCCUUAGAUCGAGACCAUUGGAGAUUCAAAUUACCUGAUCAUUUACUUCGAAAACUUCAAAUCGUAGGGUUUAUCUUUGAUACUGAUUAUAUCGCUCAUGAUUGUCCUUUAAGUUAUCAUCAGAUCAUUGAUAUAUUACCCGUGAUUUCAGUUGCAUGGUUAACCAAACCUAUCGUUACUGUAUUUUGUAUUGGAGAAAAAGUUCGAUUAAAGGAAGAUGUAGCCUUGAUUCAAUUACCUAAUGUUAAAUAUCAUGGGUUUGAAAGUUAUGAUAUUGAUUUACAAUAUCGAUGGGGGAAAUAUUUCCUUAGUAAUUUUAACACUAAGAUUGAAAAAUUAGUAUUACGGAAUUUUCUAAUGGGUACUAUUUCAAUUAAAUUUUUAUUCCCCAAUUUAAAAGAACUUUAUUUGAUUGGAUAUCAUGAUUUACCAUUGAGUAUAUUUGAUAUAAAUAAAGCAAUAUCAAGAGAUGGGCUUUUAAUUAAGAUUUUAAGUUAUUAUAAUGUGUGGAAUCAUCAACCAAAGAUUGAUCAUAUUGGAGAUUCAUUUAAAUUAUGGAUCAGUAAUGAACGGAAUGAUCAAAAGUCUUGUGUGAGUUAUACUAAGACACGACAAGAAGUUACUCUAGUUGAAUUUGAGCCUCAUUAUCAUUCCAAUUUGGAUUAUUUACAAGGACGAGAAUUUAGUUGGGAAUUCUUAUCCAUAUAUGUUACCACUGAGGAGAUGAGUGAGGAGGAUCAUAAGACCAUCAAAGAGAGAGAUGAAGCAUUGGCAAGACAAAGAAAUGAGUGUUAA